This is a messenger RNA of [Torrubiella] hemipterigena, 710 nucleotides long. Lineage: Eukaryota; Fungi; Ascomycota; Sordariomycetes; Hypocreales; Clavicipitaceae. The record is from the annotation of a GenBank genome assembly.
CUGACCGCCGUCGCAAGCUACCCGGGCCUCAAAUUCGGCCCUUGACCCCUCGCAAAGAAAUUCUUCUUGAGCGUUAAUUCCAGCUGCUGUAUUCAUCCUCAUUUACCUACUUUGUGAGCUCCUCUGUAAAACCACGAUUUUUCUAUACCUGAUCGGGCCGACUGUAUUUUUUACAAUCAGCAACAACACCUAACCUUGCGUCGAACGACAUCAAAACAACAGCUAUAAUGGGUGCUGCAUCUGCCAUUCUCCUCGUUCUCAUCACCAUCAUCUUCCCGCCUGCCGGUGUAUGGGCUGUUUCGGGAUGUGGAAUGGAUCUGUUUAUCAACAUUUGCUUGACUAUUCUCGGUUACAUCCCUGGUCAUAUCCACGCCUUCUAUCUCGAGUACAUCUACUACGACCGUCGCGAGCAAGCCAACGAGGGCCGCUACCCUACUUCCAGAGCUCCUGGUGUCUACUCUGACAAUGUUCAGACCGGAGGACAGGGCUACGGAACUGUCAGCCACGCAUAAUUACCGCGACAAGUGUACGAUGGACUGUUUAUUGGUUUUUUGAAGGACCAACGGGUUAUAUGGUGCCGAGGUGGUUGCGUGGGACGGUUUGGACUGGAACGUUGUACUGAUACCAAAGUUUAAAGAGAUUAUAUAGUGCAGAAUGGUCCCGCGGCGCGCAGUGGAUCUAUAGUCAAUACUAUUCUCCUUUUACCUGCG